GGCAAAGUCAAAAAGAACUUCGACAUUCUUGCGAAAAACCUGGCUUUGACGUUCGCUCCCCCAGGGUACGAAAGCCGAUUGCUCGAUACGAGAACAACCUACGCGUGGACCGUCUCAGAUCGAGGAAAGCUUGAGUGGCAUAUCCACCCCGAUGACUGGCCUGCGAAACAGAACGCUGAUAUCAGCGUCUGGGAGAGGCUGUUCCGCAAUAAGAAGGAUCCACAGCAGCGCUAUCCACAAGAGUUCCCAGUCGUUGUUCUUAACCGCUAAUACCUCAAUUUCGUGAUCGAAGACUUCGAACACGCGUCGCUAUCCGCAAGGUACCGAUUUCAUUUCAUGUUCGCCACGACGAUAGUUCACGAGAUCAGCCAUGCAUACUGGAUGUUCUUCCGCGGCGUCGAGGCUGACGAGCCACUACAUCAGCGAGGCGACCAGAAAUGCGAGUUAGGCUUCUCGUGGGAGCAAUGGGCAUUCGGGCAUCAAAUCAAUCCGUUGGGCCUCUCAAUGGGAUGCCGAUUACACGACGGACCCCUGGCAACUAGAUUCAAGGCGCAAUUUCGCGAUGACGAAGAGACGACGUCUGAGGAGAGCAAGUUUGCCCUGCUCCCCGGAGUGACGUUCGAACCCUUGCGCCCUACGAAAGGCUGCGCCUGGUGGAGAGUUAAGUCUACGUAUCCGGUGAAUACCCGUGAAAUCUGGCGCGCAGUUCCCAUGAAAUGGAUUGCAGAGUGGUUUUCGAAGUCUGUGUGGGACCAGCGGAGGAAGUUGAAGCUCGGAUGAGAACGUCCGCCUCGUGCAGUUGGAGAGCGAGCCAAUCCAUCAUGAUCAGGACCAGCAAAAGCUUUCAGGAG
Molecule: messenger RNA, 851 nt
Organism: Mytilinidion resinicola
Lineage: Eukaryota; Fungi; Ascomycota; Dothideomycetes; Mytilinidiales; Mytilinidiaceae
Exons: 2
Coding region: 337-780 (147 amino acids)
Source: RefSeq, a predicted model, not a curated record